Molecule: messenger RNA, 4725 nt
Organism: Varroa destructor (honeybee mite)
Lineage: Eukaryota; Metazoa; Arthropoda; Arachnida; Mesostigmata; Varroidae
Product: insulin-like
Biological process (GO): positive regulation of insulin receptor signaling pathway; regulation of muscle cell differentiation; positive regulation of activated T cell proliferation
Cellular component (GO): extracellular region
Molecular function (GO): growth factor activity; insulin-like growth factor receptor binding; protein serine/threonine kinase activator activity
Source: RefSeq, a predicted model, not a curated record
CGGUCGCGGAACCGGCUGGCUGGCCUCGAGCAGCCACUGGCUUCUAUACAGCACAAGAGCAAGUGACGCUUUUUCGCCGGUGCAGAGCACCAAGUGACUGACCAAUUACACUACGGUACAUUAUCGGCGCACGUACAUAACCCUAGGAAUCAAUCAUCAUUCAUUUUUGUCAAGUCUGUCUGCCUGCCUGCCUGCCUGCCUGCCUGCCUGCUGCAGCACUGUGGUCACGGCCGCGGCCAGCAUCGAGCGCUACCGUCUCCUAAUAUCACAGGCGCAAUCGCAUUCCCUCGGGCAACUCGUACUACACAUACACAGACAGACACACACGCUCACACACACACACACACUCACAUAUCGAAAGCACCGAAAGAUUCCCGUCGAGGCGGCAGCAGCAGUAUUGGAGAAGUCUAGCCCGUUGCCUAUUGGGCCUCUUCGGACUCGCCCGGACGGGUUUUCGCCGCUGAACGGGCCCGCGAGCUCGUCGUCUGGGUUCACGAGUCCGUUCGAGUGUUGGCUAGCUUAGUCCCUGCCGCUACUGCCGUCGCUGCCCAUUUUGGUGAUGAUGCUGCUGCCGUUUCGGGAUUGAAGCCGCUUGAUCUCAUCUGCUUCUUCUUCGUCGUCGUCAUCACCGCCAUCAUCAUCAACGCCUGACUUCUCUAGCUAAUCGUCGUAUCGGCCAUUAUCCGUUCCAUGCGUCCGCUUCAGGGCAGCGCAGCAGCAAGCGUCAGCGAACCGCGGUGGCGUUCUAUAGCCGCCGCAGCCACUCUGCCCCCGUGAAAUCGGCCAGGUAGAAUCAGGCGCUGAGAAAUGAAAACUUCGUGAACAGCGUCUGAGCGAAUAGCAGCAGGCUACGCAAACGGCAAGGUUGUCUUUACUGAACGAGCGAAAAUGCUUGUGUCGUAACGAGGCCGAAGGGAGCGUCGCCGAGUUUAAGAAAAACCUCACAAGGCACCUACGAAAGUAAUAUGGUGCGUGCGUGUGCGUCUGUGUGCUUCUCUACGAGUAGAAGCCUGUUUCUCUAGUUUCUUUGGUGUCUUCGUUUGUGUCUGUGAGAGUGAAUUUCUUCAUUUGAUCUGGAUGGCGGCUGAUGUACGGAAACGAGUGCUGAAAACAGUUGACAGCAAAAUUAAAACCAGCGUGAGCAGCAAUACGCUGAGCGCGUGAAACUGAGAGCCAUCUUGCAUUGCCAUUUGUAUUUCAUUUUCAGCCCAGAUUACUCUUAUGAUUAAUGUUAUAAAUAUAUCUUCGAAAGAGUAUAUAUAUCAGUGCUUAGCAAUUGAUCUACAACUCCACUGCCUCUGAGGACGGCCACGAAAGCCUUUCAUCUCUCCUAUCUUACGAUAAAGGAUAAAGAUAAACAUAUCUUAAACAGUAGUGCCUACCAGAGAUUUGUCGGUUUCUGUUCUACCAAGCAACCCUAACCUACCGAGAAUCAAAGAUGAUGGGUAAACAUCCUAUCGGCUUGACGAAGCCGAUAGCCACAACAACUAUGAUGAGAUUUUAUCGAAGGAAGCAAUAACACAUUUACAUGCAAAUAUCUCUCUUGAAAAAAGAACAUAAAAAUUCCGCCAUUAUCGGAGGGUAAAAGUUGACCGUUAAGAGUAUGCCCAAAAGCUACUUAAGCGCGAAGCGGAACAAGAAGUCUAUGAAGUAUCUACGAUAAUAAACAUCAUUAUCAUACCCAGAGCAGGCUAAAGCGACCACGACGAAUAGGUCUUGGACAUGUACAGAAAACAAACGCUGCUAGUCAGGACCCCGGACGCCUAAGGCGAUUCGAUAUAGAUGGUACGGUUCGACAUUCGCGGCGUCAGUAAUAUCUUCACGGCUUUUCCAUUUCUACUACAACUAUAGCGCCAGCGCGCUAAUGGAAUAACAGACCGAACCCUGUGUGCGAGGGUAUACUAAAGUAAUUGGGUGAGCUUAGCAGGUGUGCAUCCUCGUUCAUCAGCAGCGACUGGACAGUGUCUGGCACGAGAUGUACGGAAGUAUCACAGUAUCGCGUGCCAUCCUGCUAAGGGCCCUUAUUGUGGCGUUGACCCUCGUAGGCAGCCAAUGUGAAAGUGUUGCUGUGACGCGAUGGAAGCUUUGCGGAAAUCGGCUGUCAGACAUCGCCAUUAUGAUUUGCCAGAACCGCGGAGGUAUCUACGAGCCGCGGGAAAGGCGUAGCGGACUACUCGAAAGAGCAGUUGGAAGUUACGAGAGGCGUAUAAGACGCAGCGAAGAUGGAAUCGUUGAGGAGUGCUGUCGAAAGUCGUGCACCUAUGACCAAAUAAUUCAAUACUGCGCACGACCACUACAAAACGAGGAAUCCACUAAGCAGAACAUCGGUGAACUCCUGGCCAUCUCACGGGGUCCAGGAAUUGCGAUAAGUGCUAACGACGACCGCAGGACCACAACCCGACCAGCUCGCGUCAGCACAUACAGACGGCCUAGUGAUGAGCAAAUAGUCUUCCUUGACUGAGUGAAUAGAUUAAAUAAGCCAUUUUUUUUUUUACAGAAAAACAGGCAAAGCAGUGCGCGGCCGCAGGAAUAGAAAAUGCUGUCAAUGGCGGCGAAAACGAAUUAAAGGACGUCUCUGCACGAGGCAGAUUGGCAAUGCAGUCCUACUAAACCGCUUAAUUUAAGAUUUUGACAGUGUCGUCGUAAUAACAAAAGCACCCAGAUCAGGCACCGCGCGAGUAAGAUCAUCGAGAGUUUGGCUCAAAUUAUUAGGUCCCGCAGCAACAGUAUGAUAACACGAACAAUGCGGGCCUGUACACUUCUGCUAUCUGCAGCGCUAAGGACUCGUUAGACAACAAAACUAUGUCCUGUGCUAUGUCGUCUAUCCUUUGGAAGUGCAAGAACAAUUGCAAAUUUUUUGCGACCACGAUUCUUAACUUCCAUCUAGAUUAAGACAAUGGCACUGUAAAACCAUCCACGACGUUUUCAAGCCUGGUCCGCUCGCAUCUCGUCGAGUUGUCUGCAAGGUAGGUCUAUAACUGGUCCGCUAUUAAUCCGCGGUAGAACCGAAUAGCUGGGAGACAGUAACGGCUGCAGACUAAUGGGCUUGCGGUUGUGAAGCCUAAAACGGUCCAACCUAUUCAAAUGAAGUCUUCCCGGAGACGUCUAGGGUUUUCGUCCGUUGUUGAACUCUGCCUGUUCGCUACUAUUUCUGUUGAUCUGAACAAAGCAAAAGUCUGUAGUUUAAAUUUAGUUGUGUUGAAUAUCUAGUGCUUGAUUUCGGUUUGUGCCUACAUUCUACUGGGACAUGGCUGCUACAUACAACCAAGUCGACCAACGGCGUGGAACCAGUGAUUGCGUUGACAUAUGAAUUUAAUCAUUCUUACACCUGUCAUUGUAUUCUCAUCCUUGCUAUUCCGAAUAUAUAUAAAUAUAUAUGAUAUCGAUAUAUAUAUAUAUAAGUGUAUAACUAUAUAUACAUAUAUAGACACAGCCGCACACGCAGAACCACAUACAAAUAUAUGCAUACUCAGUACGUUUAACAGUAACGGCAAUGACUAUUCAUAAACGUAUCGUACAUCAAAUGCUUUUUGGAGACUAUCCAGAAACACGAGCCGGCUCCCCUUCAAUGUGAUGCUUCUAGUUCAGGCCAAACCCAAGCAUAAAAAUUUAACUAUGCUGAACUAAUCAGGUAAUCAUCGCUUCCUACUCUGAGACACCUUAACAAUAUGAACAUAAUAUCAUAAAUAAUAUUAACGCAGUAGUAAUGUUAGUAACGGUUAUUAGAAAUGAGUGUGCCAAUUCAGAUUGCCUUCGGGCAUAGUAAGGACGCCUAGAAUCUGAAGGUUCAUUUGUAAUGAGGAUGCUGACGAUGGUGGUGAUGAUGAGAUAGUGUAGGUUGUUAAGAAAGGUAAUUAAUGAACGAAUUGUGAUAGCUAGGACAGAGCCAGGGCCGGUAGGAGCUAGGCGCCGGCGGCCCGCUGGCCGAUGGAUGGAUGGACAGACGGAGAACUAGAUGACCGUUUCAGCGGACCUAAGACCAACACAUUUAUUAAAUAUUAAACAAAUACAACUAGGCAAUGUAAUAUGUCAAAUAGCGUCAGCAUAACACAUGCGUGCGUUGGUAAACGAAGGCCAAACAAACGUGACAAAGAAAGGUGCUGAGAUGAAUGAGGCGCCGAAGAUGUAAAGGGCCGUUCAAAGGGGAAAACAGAACGAAUAGUAAACAAGAUUAAGAGAUAAGAAAAACACAACAUUAUGUACUAUAUAUAUUAAUAUUUGUAUAUGGUGCGAUUCUCUCGGAAAGGAAAUGUUGCAGUCAUUUGAUCAAUGUCGUGUGUUAACCUCUUCAGCCGUAUCGUCCUCGUGAUUAAAGAUAUGGUAUUCUGUGAUGUUGUUAUAUAGUAGCUCCGACCAGCUCGAUAGCAACAAUAACGACAAUGUGAGAAACAGACAAACAAAAAAAAACAUCACCCAAGCCUUCAUAACAAUAGCAACAAAUUAUCACAACUUGAUGAGUACGGCGGUAGGGCAUCGUAACUCUAGUUUGGAAACAGCUAGUAUUACUAUUUCUAUUAUCUUGCUGAAUAUUUUGUGUUGAAAUCAACGAUGCCAGGCUAGCUUCAAUAGAGCGAAAGUAUACACACACACAAACAGAAAUGUAAUAAUAACAACGGUGAACAUACAACAACGUUUGCCAUCUCCUACCGAUAACAGUAACAAUAUGAAACAAAAGAAAUCAAAUACACACAAUCAACAAACAACUAGUGAUAAACAAUAAUAAUA